Molecule: messenger RNA, 1377 nt
Organism: Stomoxys calcitrans (stable fly)
Lineage: Eukaryota; Metazoa; Arthropoda; Insecta; Diptera; Muscidae
Exons: 3
Coding region: 1-1377 (458 amino acids)
Molecular function (GO): catalytic activity
Source: RefSeq, a predicted model, not a curated record
AUGGACGAAUUCAGGCAGACGUUCAUCUCAUCAAAUAUCGAUAUUAUAUGUGUAUCCGAGACAUGGUUCCACUCAGACAUUGCAGACUCCAUCUAUGAGCUACAAGGCUACAAACUUUUUCGAUCCGACAGAGUAACCAAUGCCGGUGGUGUGUGCAUGUAUCUUCGAAAUGAACUUAAAUGUAAUUUAAAACUUAAAUCUAAUAAUGAUAAUCCAAUGGAAUAUUUAUUCCUGGAGUUGUUUUGUGCUGAUAAUAAAAAAAUUCUUGUUGGAACAGUAUACAGACCAAAUCGCAACGUUCCAUUUGGCUAUUUUACCGAUGCAAUUGAAGAACUCACAGUAUUCUAUAGUGAUGUAAUUAUUUCUGGAGAUUAUAAUAGCAAUCUACUUUCUGAAAGUAAAUUUGCUGAUGCCAUGAAUACUUUUGGACUAUAUUCCGUAAAUACCACAAUUCCUACACACUACUCUCACACUGGAAAUACUCUGAUUGAUGCCAUUUUCGUUAAUUGUCGGGAAAAAAUUCUUCUGUAUGAUCAACUUUCUGCACCCUCAUUUUCCAAACACGACUUAUUAUUUAUAAAGUACGAUGUAAAUCUAAAGAAAAAUCAAACAGAAUACCAGAUUCGCGAUUUUCGAAAACUUAACUACAACUUGUUGAACGAUUUAUCUAACAAUAUUGCAUGGGAUGCAAUAUAUGGUUAUGAAUCUGUUGAGGACCAAGUUAGUUUUAUGCAACAUCACAUUUCUUUGCUAUAUGACUAUUGUGUACCCCUGCGAAUAAUAAAAGGUAUACAUAAACAACAACCUUGGUUUACCCCCGAAGUCAAAAAUUUGAUUCAAAGAAGAGAUACCCUAUAUAAACGUUGGAAAUAUUAUAAAACCACAAUUCUAUAUAAAAAUUUCAAAGAAGCAAGACGCCAGGUCAAUGAGAAAAUCAAAGUAUUGAAAACGGAAUACUAUCGUCAGAAAUUUACCACGGCAGUAGAUAGUGGAUCAAAAUGGAAGGUUAUUCGUAGUAUUGGCAUCGGAAAGAAAAAUAUUUCCACUCCGGACAUGAAUGUUGAGGAUUUAAAUCAAAUGUUUGCUAACCACCAAAAUCUGACACCAAACUCUUCAAUCAAUAAUUUCUCCAACAAUGACUUUCGACCAAUUGCAAUUUUACCGUAUUUAUCUAAAGUUCUGGAACGCGUAAUGCAUAAGCAGAUUAAUAAUUACAUAUGCACAAAUAAAUUACUAACGGAGCGACAGUCUGGUUUUAGAUCCCAAAGGAGUUGCAUAACUGCACUUACCGAUGUUAUUGAGAAUCUGAGAUUGAAUAUGGACAACAACAUGUUAUCAAUUCUGAUGAUGUUCAACUUUAUACAAGUACACAUCUAA